UUCCCUAUAAAUCAUAUAUAUUUAUACACACGCAAGAGUCUCCUGCAAGAAUCCAGAAACAAUAACACCUCUGUUCACCUUUCCCUUCUUUCUCUCUCCUCUCUCCUCUCUCUGGAACGAGUUAUGGUAUUUGUCUUUCAUUUCACACAACUGGUUCUGCUUUGGACCCAUGGAUUCUGAUCGUCCCAGAAACUCUACCUUGUUUCACUCUCGCUUCUUUCUCUUCGGUUUCUAUUGCUGGGAUUGGGAGUUCCUAACCGCUCUCCUCCUCUUUAGUUCCUCUUCCUAAUCCUCCACCUUUUUUUCUGUUUUUUUUUUAUUAGUACUACAUCCACCAGGUGAUAAACCAAACAAAGGAGGCAUAGUUUUUAUUUUUAUUUUCAUUUUAUAAAAAAGUUGUGAGGUAGGUGAGGGGUAGAUCGGGAAGGAAUGUCACAGCGUUCGACCCCGGCGCCGUUUUUGACGAAGACGUAUUUGCUGGUGGACGACCCUGCCACCGACGACGUUAUUUCGUGGAGCGAAACGGGAAACACUUUUGUCGUUUGGAAACACGCCGAUUUCGCUAUGGAUUUGCUUCCCAAAUACUUCAAACACAACAAUUUCUCCAGCUUCGUCCGCCAACUCAACACCUAUGGGUUCCGAAAGAUCGUUCCCGACAAAUGGGAAUUCGCCAACGAGUGUUUCAAGCGAGGGCAGAAGGAGCUCCUCACCGAGAUCAAGCGGCGGAAGACGGUGAUGCAAUCUCCGGCGACCGGAAAAUCCGGCGGAGGGAACAUCUCAGCGUCGCACUCCGGCGGCGACGACAUGGGUUCGACGUCGACGGGAUCGGUGGAGGGUGCAACGACGACCCAGUGCGCGGAUUUAACGGGCGAGAAUGAGAAAUUGAAGAAGGACAACGAGAAAUUGAGCGGCGAGCUGGCGCGCGCGAAGAAGCAGUGCAACGAGCUGGUGUCGUUUCUGAGGGAGUCACUGAACGUGUGCCCCGAUGUGAUCAACCGCAUCACUCGGCAAGGAACGUGUGGGUCCAGCGACGAUGCGGUGCGUUUUGAAUGUAGUGGUGAUGAUGACGACGAAAAUGCGGUAGGUGAGUAUGAAGGCAAAGUGGAUGAUGAGAGCGGUGGAGAAAGUUUGAAACUGUUCGGUGUUUGGUUGAAGGGCGAAAAUGGGAAUGAAAAAGAAAAGGUGAAGAUUGGUAGUAACUGCCGCAAGAGAGGGCGCGAUGACCCUAUCAAGGAGCUGAAAACCCUUGUCUAGGACACAUCAUAAGGUUGCUCUGCUUGCUAUUUUAAGACAUUAUAGUGAGAUCUAGAAUCCUCUCUCUCGGUCAUCAUGGAACAUGUAUGGCUUUCAGUUGUUUUUUAGUUUUUUAAUAUAUAAAAUGGCAGUUGUUAA
This is a messenger RNA of Vigna angularis (adzuki bean), 1392 nucleotides long. Its product is annotated as heat shock factor protein HSF24. Lineage: Eukaryota; Viridiplantae; Streptophyta; Magnoliopsida; Fabales; Fabaceae. Gene Ontology annotation, cellular component: nucleus. Gene Ontology annotation, biological process: regulation of transcription by RNA polymerase II. The transcript has 2 exons. The coding region runs from base 430 to 1254 and encodes 274 amino acids. The record is from RefSeq and is a predicted model, not a curated record. Gene Ontology annotation, molecular function: DNA-binding transcription factor activity; RNA polymerase II cis-regulatory region sequence-specific DNA binding.